Vicia villosa (hairy vetch) is the source of this 942-nucleotide messenger RNA. RefSeq lists its product as uncharacterized. Lineage: Eukaryota; Viridiplantae; Streptophyta; Magnoliopsida; Fabales; Fabaceae. Bases 1 to 942 code for a protein of 313 amino acids. The record is from RefSeq and is a predicted model, not a curated record. The transcript has 2 exons.
AUGGAAGGUUUAACCGCCUUGGUUAGGAAAGCGGUUAACUUGGAUGAUUUUAAACCUUUCUCUUAUGGGGAUGUGGAUCAUGUUGAUAUUAUACAAUUUGCGGACGAUACUAUUAUCCUUGGUGAAGCAUCUACAAAAAAUCUUUGGUCUUUAAAGGUGUUGUUGAGAGGAUUCGAAAUGGUGUCGGGCUUGAAAAUUAAUUUUUCCAAGAGUAAUGUAUUCGGUGUGAAUGUUGACGAGGUCUUUAUGAAUACGGCUACGUCCUUUCUCGAUUGUAAGAAAGGAGUAAUUCCUUUCUUGUUUCUUGGUAUUUCGGUGGGGGAGAAGCCUAGAAGGAGGAGGAUGUGGACGAGGGUGAUCAAUAAUCUUAAGAGUAGGCUCACGUCUUGGAAGGGUAGAAAUUUGUCCAUAGGCGGGAGAGUGAUUCUCAUCAACGCGGUCCUUAAUGCAAUUCCAUCUUUUACUCUCUCUUUUUAUAAAGUUCCGGGAAUGGUACUUAAAGAGAUUAAAAGCCUUUUGAGUAAUUUCUUGUGGAGUGGGAAUGUUAACAAACGUUGUAUUCAUUGGGUGAAAUGGAAAACGGUUCAAGCGAGGUAUGAAGAUGUUUGCAAGCCAAAAGAUUCGAGUUGGUGGAGGGACAUAAUAUCUAAUGAUGUGAAGGUGGAUUUUAAUGAAGAUGGUUUUUCUUCUUGUGUGCAAAGUAUUUUAAAGGAGGGCAACCAUGUUUUAUUUUGGUACAGUUUAUGGUUGGGUGACCAAACUCUUAGGAUUAAAUUUCCGGAUUUGUUUGAGUUGACAACUAAUAAACUAGGUACUGUGGCAGAUGUGUUACUGUGGGCAAAUGGAGAGGCUGGGUGGAACAUUAAGUUUCUGUUUGGGGCUGCGCUGGAGGGGCUUUUGCAGGCUGCAGCGCUGUCGUUUCCGGACAGUGGCAGCAGAUGA